UUAAAGUUGUGAAUUAUUGACAAAACACAAUAGAAUAGUAACAGCAGCACAUUGCAGGUAUUGUGACAUGAUUGCCAUUUGUGUGUUUGUAUUUGUGUCUUUUGAGGGACAAAUGUCUUUACAUAUAUAGAGAAGUAUGAUGAUAAACAAUAUUCUGAGCGCAUAUUACUGGUCAUAAGCAUGUAAAAAGGCUUCUAAAUCAACCAAAACAGGAUUUUAAUUAAAUAGUGUUUUGCAAGUAUCCAUUAUGGGUACCUUUACUGGUAGAUGUUAUAUAGUGAACCAACAUGUGUGUGUGAGUUCUUGAAACUGUAAAUUCUGUGAAUGUCUUCAGUGGCAACUCCUGAGUUAUUAUUUUGGUUUAAAGUCCUUUUGUAACGUUCCUUUAAUGUACUGAAAUACCAAAACAGUCAUACGGUUUACUACAAAUCAACAGUGACCACCAGACUGCCAUUAAUGUGUGUUUUUAUGUUAAUGCAAAAAUAUAAUAGACAUUUGUUUAAUUUGUUUUUUUUUAUCAUACAGACAACCUUAACUGAGCAUCACUAUGAGGAGACCCUGUCUGAUGCCACCCAGAGACUACCAGAUAGAGUUGUAGAGUUUCAAAGCAGCAAAUCACAGGAGCCGUAUAACGGUGAUGAGUUGCUGUAUCCUGGAUCAUCUCUUACCAAAGGCCAGAGUUUGCUGCUGUUGAUGUCAUAUGUGUUACGACAUAAUCUAACAGGAGUUGCCUUAGAACAUCUUCUAAAAAUUUUUAAUGAACAUUUUCCAGGAUUGGUACCGGAAACUGUAUACUUGUUUAACAAAUCAUAUGGUGAGUUUGGUCAUUAUGAACCUCAUUUUUACUGUGUGUCAUGUUGUAACUACUUAGGAACAAGAGAGAAAAGCCUGAUGCAUUGUGCUGUCUGUAAGGCAGCAUUUGAUGCAGAUGCUAAUCUGAAAAAUGGCUCAUUUUUUCUAGUAUUGAGCUUGUCAUCACAGCUCAAAGACAUUCUUGAAAAUCCAAGUUUAACUUUGUCAAGGCACACUACAGCUGAGAAAGAUGUAAUAAAUGACAUACAGUGUGGAGCUGAAUAUAGAAAAUUGAGAGAAAAUGGGCAAUUAGGUGAUUGUGACAUAAGCUUACUGUGGAAUUGUGAUGGAAUUCCCAUUUUCAGAAGCUCAAAUUACCAGGUGUGGCCUGUUCAAUGUCAGGUAAUAGAACUAGGGCCAGCGGACAGAAAAAACAACAUCUGUUUGCCAUGUAUUUGGUUUGGUGAAAAGAAACCAAUCAUGUCUGUUCUGCUAACCCCUUUUGUGAAUGAGCUGUGUUCUCUUGAGAGGGAAGGGUUCAUUUGGAAAGAUUCACAAAAUGUAGAGCAUAUUUCUAAGGUGUAUGCACUAAUUUGUAGCUCUGACUCAGUUGCCCGCCCACUCCUAAGAAACACAAAACAAUUCAAUGGACAAUAUGGGUGUGAUUUCUGCUAUCAUAUAGGUGGAGGUCCUUAUCCAUACAGAAGACCAGAGCCUCUUCUCCGAUCUGAAACAGAACAUUACAACCAUGCUAUGGCAGCUACCGUACAACUGCCAGUCAAGGGUGUAAAAGGCCCAACAGAACUGAUGAGACUAGAAAAGUUUCAGAUAAUUAAUGGUUUUGUACCAGAAUAUCAGCACAGUGUUUGUCUUGGUGUCACUCGACAACUGGCAACUCUGUGGCUGGACUCCAAUAAUCACAACAAAGAGUGGUACAUAGGCACGAAAGCAGACAUUAUUGACCAAGAACUGCUGGCUAUAAAACCCCCGGUAGAGAUAACAAGAACACCCAGGUCACUACAAGACAGGAAAUACUGGAAAGCAUCAGAAUGGCGGUCAUUUCUUCUUUUUUAUUCUUUGCCUAUUCUCAAUGGUGUUCUAAAGAAGAAGUUUUGGAACCACCUGUUUCUUUUAGUUUUUGCUUUGCAUAUACUUCUUCAACAGCAGGUGAAACUUUGUGAAGUCAGUGUAGCAGAAAUAGCACUGAAGAAGUUUGUUAUUCAGUUUGAGGUGCUGUAUGGUAUUAAGAAUGUGUCAUUCAAUGUACACCUGUUGACACACCUUGCAGCCAGUGUUAAGAACUGGGGUCCCUUGUGGGCAACAUCAACAUUUUCAUUUGAGUCUUUCAAUGGUACUUUAUUAAAGUACUUCCAUGGGACUACUCAUGUCCCUGCUCAAAUGGUGAAGACAUUCCUUAGAUGGAAGAGUCUGCGAAAAAGGGUGGAAAAAUGUUUAGUCAACACAGAUGAUAAUCUAAAAGACCUCUUCUCCCAACUUCAAAAUAGUAAUUCCAUGAGUUGUAAAGCGAAAAAUCUGACUGGAAAUGUCACUGUGUUUGGUCCUCAUUCUGAAACUGUAAGUCCAUCACACGUCUUUGCCAUAGAAGAAUUGAAUGGUGGUAUAGUGUGUAACUGUAAAUCCUACACUCGUUUCAUAAUUGGUGAGGCACUGUAUCAUGCAGAAGCUAACAGCAGAUUAAAGAAAAGAAAUAAUUCUAUUGCAGAAUUAAAAGAUGGAACAUUUUGUAAAGUCUUGAGCUUAGUUUCUUAUGAAACUGUCACCAGUGCUUCAGACAGUGAUGGUGGAAAAAAAUGCUGUGUAGUUGUGCAGAAUCUUGUAAAGUCAAGAAGACCAUUGUGUAGGGACAUUCAAUUGAACAUCUCAUCCAAGUUUGUGUAUGAGGUGUCUGAAAACAGUCAUGUGUAUGCUGUGAACACUGACUCAUUUAAAAGAAAAUGUGUAAUGGUAAAAAUACAGGACUGCACAUUUGUUAUACCUCUCCCAAAUAAUGUAGAAAGGGACUGAAGGGUUUGUAGAGUAUAGCUGAAUUGGGUGAAAAUACCAUACAACUAGAUUUAAAUUACACCAUCAGAAAAAUGCUUUUUGUGAGAAUGAAGACUUGACAAGCUAAAUAGUUUCUUUGACUGAAUAGAAAUGUUAUAAUAAUCCUUUGUAAAAUUGUGCUGUAUAUACUCAUUGUAAAUAAUAAAGGAAUAAGUGUAUGAUAACACAUGUAAGUACUGAGAUCAUUAAAAAAAAUUACAUAUCAACCAA
Messenger RNA from Misgurnus anguillicaudatus (oriental weatherfish), 3066 nucleotides. The record is from RefSeq and is a predicted model, not a curated record. Lineage: Eukaryota; Metazoa; Chordata; Actinopteri; Cypriniformes; Cobitidae.